This is a messenger RNA of Hippocampus zosterae (dwarf seahorse), 6916 nucleotides long. RefSeq names its product ATP-dependent RNA helicase DDX3X-like. The coding region runs from base 288 to 2498 and encodes 736 amino acids. NCBI's taxonomy places the organism in Eukaryota, Metazoa, Chordata, Actinopteri, Syngnathiformes, Syngnathidae. Gene Ontology annotation, molecular function: RNA binding; RNA helicase activity; ATP binding. Gene Ontology annotation, cellular component: P granule; nucleus. The record is from RefSeq and is a predicted model, not a curated record. Gene Ontology annotation, biological process: cell differentiation; gamete generation. The transcript is spliced from 20 exons.
UAUUUGUUUCACGCGUGCUUUCUUAACACAUCUUCAUUCCCAGCUGUAGAACAAAUCGACAUCAGCUGGGUUUGCAUCAAGUAGCACCUUGGUGACCAAACGUAGUGGAAUUUGAAGCAAACUUAGUCGUGCGUUCUGCAAAGUGAAGGCUAUUCGUGCAAACCUGCCAAAUAUCUCUUUUGUCGCGGCGAGGCACGCGACAAAAGGGCGAUAACAGUACAUCGAACCCCGGCUAACAAAGAGGUCUUUUUCUCAACGUCAACAUUUUUCCUCCAUAUUCCCUAGUGAUGAGUCAUGUGUCCGUGGAGAAUGUCCAUGGUCUAGAACAACAGCUUGCUGUCCUAGACUUGAAUGUGGGAGACGGACAAGGUGGUGGCACCAACAGAAGAUACAUUCCUCCACAUUUACGGAACAAAGAUGGUCCUAAAAAUGGAGGAAAUGUGUUUGCUGCCAGGGCAGGCUACACCAUCGCACCUGCCGCCGCCUUUGGCUGGGAUGGGGCCCGCGGCAACUUUGUCAAUGGCUACCAUGACAACCGUAUGACUGGCGGGAACACUUACAAUCGUGGCCCGCCUCGCAUGGAACGGGGCCGAGGGGGCAUGGGCGGAGGCGGCUAUCGUGGAAACAGAGGUGGAUCCUUCAAUCCCAUCAACCCUGCUCAGUCAAUGGGCUUCGGGUUGUAUGAAAGCAAAGACGCUGGCGGUUGGAACACAGCCAAGGAUGCCUACAGCAGCUUCGGAAACAAUCGCGGAAAAUCUGCUUUCUUUAAUGACAGAAGCAAUGCAAAUCGUGGACGGUUUGACCAUGGUGGGUAUAGCGGCGGUGGAAACAGUCGCUGGGUGGAAGAGGCCUGCACUGAUGGAGACUGGUCCAAACCAACACCCCUCAAUGAACGACUUGAACAUGAGUUGUUCUCCGGCAGCAACACUGGGAUUAAUUUUGAGAAAUACGAUGACAUUCCUGUUGAGGCCACUGGACAGAAUUGCCCUCAUCACAUCGAGAGUUUCCAGGACAUAGACAUGGGUGAGAUUAUCAUGGGCAACAUUGCGCUGAGCCGCUACACCCGACCAACCCCUGUCCAGAAAUAUGCCAUUCCAAUCGUCAAGUCCAAGCGAGACCUCAUGGCCUGCGCACAGACAGGUUCUGGAAAGACAGCGGCAUUCCUGCUGCCAGUUCUCAGCCAAAUCUACGCCGAGGGACCAGGAGAUGCUCUGAAUGCAGCGAAAGCCUCUGGGCAGGAGAAUGGAAAAUAUGGCCGUCGCAAGCAGUACCCCAUUUCGCUGGUCCUUGCCCCUACUCGAGAGCUAGCUCUACAGAUAUAUGAUGAAGCCAGGAAGUUUUCAUACCGAUCCAGAGUCCGCCCCUGUGUCGUGUAUGGAGGAGCAGAUAUUGGCCAGCAGAUCAGAGAUCUCGAGAGAGGAUGUCACCUACUGGUGGCUACCCCGGGAAGACUCGUGGACAUGAUGGAGAGGGGCAAGAUUGGACUAGACUACUGCAAGUACCUUGUCCUGGAUGAAGCGGAUCGCAUGCUGGACAUGGGCUUUGAGCCUCAGAUACGUCGCAUCGUUGAACAGGACACCAUGCCUCCGAAAGGCAACCGGCAGACCAUGAUGUUCAGCGCCACCUUUCCCAAAGAAAUACAGAUCCUGGCAAGGGAUUUCCUGGAUGACUACAUCUUCCUGGCAGUGGGACGAGUGGGCUCCACCUCAGAGAACAUCACUCAGAAGGUGGUUUGGGUGGAAGAGAGCGACAAGAGGUCUUUUCUCCUGGACCUGCUCAGUGCCACAGUCAUCCCCAGCGAAGUGCAGGACAAUGCUGGAGAGAACAUGGAGAAGCCUGGCAAGGACUCACUGACUCUGGUUUUUGUGGAGACCAAAAAAGGCGCAGACGCCUUGGAGGACUUCCUGUACCGGGAAGGGUACGCCUGCACCAGCAUCCAUGGCGAUCGUUCCCAGAGGGACCGAGAGGAGGCCCUGAACCAAUUCCGAUCUGGAAAGUGCCCCAUCCUGGUGGCUACAGCUGUUGCAGCUCGUGGUCUUGACAUCUCCAAUGUGAAACAUGUUAUUAACUUCGACCUGCCAAGUGACAUUGAAGAGUAUGUUCACCGCAUUGGACGCACAGGACGAGUAGGAAACCUGGGACUGGCCACCUCGUUCUUCAACGACAAGAAUGGGAACAUCACGAAAGACCUACUGGACAUCCUGGUGGAAGCCAAACAGGAAGUUCCUUCAUGGCUCGAGAGCCUAGCUUAUGAGCACCAGCAUAAGAGCAGCAACCGUGGACGCUCUAAGAGGUUCGCUGGUGGUUUUGGAGCGCGUGACUAUCGUCAGACGGCCGCAGGAGGCAACGCCGGAGGCUUUGGAGCACGCGGUGUUCGGAACCAAGUGGGACAUGGAGGAGCCCGUGGCUUUGCAGCAGGUGGCUUUGGAACCUUCUACACAAGCGACGGCUACGGCGGCAACUACUCGCACUCUCAAGUCGACUGGUGGGGCAACUAGACGUUCUCUCUCUCUCAUCCCUCCCCACUCAGCUCUUUUCCUUUCUCAACUCUGCUGUCUUCAUCCCAUCUGCCACCCUAGUCAACAUUUAGAACCUAUGUGCAUGCGAUUAUAAAUAUACCGUACUCAUAAUACAGCACCCCCACGACAUCCCUGGACAGUGUAAUCUAAAUUUAAAAUCUCACAACACACGGAAAAGCGAUUCUUCCAUUUCCAUUUUACUAGAUUCCCGCCGCGGGACACUUUCUUUGUGGCACUUUUCAUAUUUGAAUUUUGGCUCCAUGUUUUUUACUGCCUUCACUCAAUUGCAAAGGCUUCCAGUGAGCCUCUCCGCACCCAAGUGUCAUGUUUGUUUAAUGCAUGUCCGGCGUCUGAAGGAAGAAAAAAACCAAAAGAACAGCACUGAGACAUGAAACAAAUUCCAAUAUUGGAACUGGCUGAGGCCUCCAUUGGUAAGAGAGGUCACAAAUCUUGCUCUUAGUCUUUUGUUUUAACCUUUUCUUUUAAUUGAAGUGCAUAUGUGCACAGGUUUUGGUAAGAUGUCCGAGGAGACCCAGAAAAUGAUGGGAUGGAAUUUGGAUUGCGAGCAAGUAUUGUUGCCCAUUACUUGAAAUGUCAGCUAACAGAAUCAUAGGACUUUUAUUUUACUUGGCAAAAAUAACAACAAGAUCAUUUGUUUCUGUACUGUGCCUUUCAGAAUUCGAGCAUUGGCUUUUCUUAGUUCUGUUCUGUGAGAAACACACUUUAUGUCAUGUAUGGGUUUGUUAUCUUGAUUUCUCUUUGGAAGGAAACAAGCUAGACUUGAACUAAAUCAAACCUUGGCAAAACAAAACAAAACAAAACUAAACUGAACUCUGUAAAACUGCCAUGAGGAAACUCAAACGCGGUUCCUCAUGAUCUGAUCCGGUUCUUAAAAGCAUCAAACCUCUCGCGGUAGGCUUUGUGCUUCUAGAAAUCACAUGUCAGUCCUGCAGCUCUACUUUGAGCUUGAAGUCAAGAAGUUCCUCGCAUAGUUGCCAAAAGUUGGUAUUUCAGUAACUGGGCUGCUGACGAACUAAGCAGUGCAGCAAACUCAAAGGAUGUGGGUUUUUUUUCUUUCUUCCGCACCCCUCUUCAAUCAAAUGCAGACCUUGCUGACUCGGUCAGGAUAAUAAAUUCCAACCAUCAGUGCCCAUGUCUGUUGUGCCAACUCUUGGCAUUCCUAUGCUCCCGGGAACCUGACUCUGCCUCCACCCACAAACUUUGAAGCCCUUUUUGGCCAAAAGCAUCUUUCAAGGGGAAACCCAACUAAAAAGACUCAGAAAUCCAAAAUUCCCUGCUCACUCUAUCCUGGAGAGUCAUAUAAAGAGUUUUCUCUUUAAAAAGAAAAAAAAAAGAACAUCAUUCCAGUAUUGCUUUGAGUGUUUUGGGAUUAGUUGCAGUCGGGGAUGAAUGCAUAUGCAAUGCAUCGGGCCCAAGUGUUUCCCAGCAGGGCAGCAGAGGCUUGAAGGGGAGUAAUAAGACAAACAUGAGAAAAGCGAUUGUUUCCUUUUCAAGUUAUGAGAUGGGGCCCCGUCAGUUUUUCCAAACUGCACUGUGAUAAUGGCGAUGAUGAUGAUGAUAAUGAGCCACAUGGCGACUUGCCCCGCUAGACCUCAGAACACAGUAAAACGAGGAUUUGCCACAUUUGCACUCGGCCCUGCUGUGGAACCAGGCCAUGUUUAAGAAACCUCCACCACCUUGCGUUGGGAGUGUAGCGGCAAAAGUCAACGUGCAAAUUUGUUUUAUUUACAUGUAGAUAACCUGUAAAUGGUUGAAAAUUGUUUGAGUGGAAAUCUGCUUGGUCACUCAGUACUGGGAUGGACGCUGUCCUGAGAGAGAGGAGUUCACUGGACAAUUUGAUUACAAUAGAUUUUCUCGCAAAAUUGCCCACGCAGCAAAAAAAGUGGACUCAGACAAUUGGACAUAUGCAAGUGUUGUUGUUUUUUUUUGGUCAAGCAAUUUAGACAUGCAAAAACAAGUUAAGCAGGUUUUUAGUUGAUGCUGAUUUGUUCUUUUUACCCCCUUUUGUGUACUUGUGUGUGUGAGAAAUUGUUUUUGUUUUUUUUUAAUCUUUGUUACACUGGGAGCUAGUGUUGUGUAGUUUGUUGGGAGGUCACAUUCAAUCAAGUAAAAAGUCCCUAAAAGCAGCAUUUAGUUUCCGGGCAAUGGGAGAGCACAUGCACAUCAUAAUGAAUCCCAUGAAAUGAGGUUCUCCCCUUCUCUAGCGGCGAGAUGAGAUGUGCUCAAGGACAGACCGAUUCUGUCUGCAUGUUGUUUUUAUGGGCUGAAUUUCCAGUCUUUGUGGUUGAGCUGCAGUAGGUUUUGACCUGAGGGGCUGUCAUGUGAGUGCUGCUCACUUGAUACCGAGUAGACCGUAGGCUUGCAUAUGACAAUCAGUUCAGGACUUCAUUGUCGUUUCAUCAAUCAUGCCCCUCUGGAAAUAAAAAAAGGUUUUGGUGACACCUUAACACGCCUGUUGGCUGUUCGUCACCGUGCCACACACCCCGCCCACUCACAAUUAACAUCCAGAGUUCAUUCAACAGAGAUCCUUUUGUGGUCGGCAUGCACUUUGCUGUCAUGAACACUGACUUGCUCUGUGCCUUGAAAUCCUUCCUUCCAGACUGAAGCGUGUGGGGACUCGGUGUUGCCCCGCACGCGCACACACGUGUACCUCCUACAUCACUUCAGCUUCUCAUAAAUAUCUAAAACCAGUCACCUAACAUUGUUUAUGACCAGCAGGUUGACCCUCUGGUUUUAGCAUUUAGCUCUAAGCGCUGAUUGCACAGUUUCUAGUAUUAGCUGGGGUUUUUUUUCUGCUUUUCUGGGUCUGUCGUUUCCAUCCGUUGAUGAAGAUUGAUACGUCACACACAGCCUCCAUCGCAAAUCAUUUACCUUUUGAUGCCUUAAAUUCAAAACAGAUAGUCAGUCCUAACAAAAGUGAUUAUAAGUUAUACUUGAUGCUGUGUUACCGUGGAGUUCUUUGAAUCGAUAGCACCACCACGGCAGAGAAUUCAGCACUUGUGUGAGAACAGAUUCUUGAGACGAGGAUGUUUGUGUCGGGGAACAAUGGUGCUAUGCUCCCUUUUCUGCGGCCCGCAGGCUUGCAUUUGUAGAAAGACUGAACACGCUUUUACCAAGUUACACAAAUGUCUUCUGUAGCACAGGUCCUCCCAACGCCUCGCAAGAGGUCCAUGUGAGGGUGGGUCUGUAGUUGCCAAAAUGACACCUCCUUCGUGGUAUAAGAAAUGUGUGUGUAUGUGUUUGUGUGUGUGUAAGGGAAGGAUGUUACAGAUGUGAAGCUCUCUUUGCGGGGACCCUGUUUGAGUUGUAGUUCAGAACAGCAGCAAGAUCCAGCUGAUUGCACCCAAAGUUCUUGAAUCUACUUUCGCUCGUUUGUGUAAUUUAUCAAACAUUUUUGAGAAAUAUUUAUUUUUAUAAGCCUAGUGCAAAUGUUUAAAAAAAAAUAAAGAAAUAAAAAAAAAUAAGUGACUUGACCAAAAGACAGUGAACAAAAACACUGGCACAUGAAUGUUGAAUGUCAUUGGUAUGAGUGAAAAUUUCUAUUUUUCUGGGGUAGUGUGAGCUUUUUAAUAACGGCGUAAUGAGGUUUCUCGGAGUACGUCAUGUCACAUGCUGUAAUGGCACACUUUUACCAUACAAUUAGACCUCAAACGGCAUCAGCAAUCACUGGCCUUACAACCGAGGUGACAUAUGGCGAGAAACCGAUUACCUUGAAAGUCUCAUUGGACUCAGUAUCAGAUACACUAACCUGCUUGUACAACAGGUUCCGAUGCCAACCAUGAUGAUGAUAAUAAUACAACAUUAGCAGCCAUUUUCAAUUGGCCCCAAAAAAUUAUAAUUUGAGACAAUUCCACUGAAUAUGCCAAGGUUUGGAUUAAAUUGUAAGACUCAAACAAACGUUUUGUAAGAAAAACCCACAAAAGCACCAAAAAAAAACCCCUACCAAGUACAAACAUGUCCAGAUUUGCUCCAAGUCAGGUUUUUUUAUUUUUAUUUUUUGGUGUUCAUUUGUUUUGACACUUUUCCUUCCUGUUGAUACCCUUUGUGUGAUUGUCUAUCAAGUGGAGAUGUUAAGUCUAUAACAGAAAAUUAACUGUGGUUCUAUCGCCAUGUUGUUGUUGUGAUCUGCAAAGUUUCAGGCUAGGCGUUUUCAUGCGCUCACUGCUGAACAUCCGGCCAGUCAGGAAAUGGGCAAUCGAUGUAUGAUGCCUCGAUUUUCUUGUUUGCCGUCACAGCUCCUCUGCCUCUUUGCACCAGAUCGUAACGGGGCCACAGCUCAUUUCCCCCAUUGGUGGCAUAUCAAAGAUAUCCAGCCUUUUAUGUUCCAGAUUUUGCAAAUGUAGUAAGUUCUUGGCCCCUCAAGUUGUUUGCAGAAG